Messenger RNA from Epinephelus fuscoguttatus (brown-marbled grouper), 5134 nucleotides. RefSeq lists its product as uncharacterized. The transcript is spliced from 7 exons. Lineage: Eukaryota; Metazoa; Chordata; Actinopteri; Perciformes; Serranidae. Gene Ontology annotation, biological process: mRNA processing; intrinsic apoptotic signaling pathway in response to endoplasmic reticulum stress; IRE1-mediated unfolded protein response. The record is from RefSeq and is a predicted model, not a curated record. Gene Ontology annotation, molecular function: protein serine/threonine kinase activity; ATP binding; RNA endonuclease activity. Gene Ontology annotation, cellular component: IRE1-TRAF2-ASK1 complex. Bases 144 to 2957 code for a protein of 937 amino acids.
GGAAACAGAGACAGAGGCAGAGUCGGAGACAAAGAGUGUCAGAUAGAAAUACAGAAAAAAAAGCACAGCACGUGAAGUUUUGGUAGAUAUAAUUCACUCUGCAGCGGACACCCCACGUCGACAUUUUUCUCUGAAGCAAAGAAAUGAGUAUCUUUCAAAUUCCAUCUUUCCAUCUUACCACAGAAUUACAAGUCCCAGUCCCCCCAACAGGAACACAUCCCAUAAUACAGUGUAUUAUUAACGACAACCUCAAGAAGCUCAAAAAAUUACUUAAGGACAACAACAUUAAUGACGUUUACCCAUGCAGAGAGCGUGAUGACUAUAUAACCCCAUUGAUUGCUGCUGUUGUAAAUCAGAGGGAGGACAUCUGUGCAUUUCUUUUGCAACAAGGUGCAGACCCAAACAAGGCUUCCCAAAGAGGUUUUACACCUUUGCAUUAUGUCUCAAUAUCCAAAGCAUCACUCCUUUUUGUGGAGAAACUGCUUGAAGCAAAAGCUAAUCCAAAUGGAUCAAAUCCAAUACAGCUACUCACACCACUGCAGACUGCUGCCAUCAGUGACCGGGAUGAUGUCGUGAAAGUGCUCAUAUCUGCUGGUGCAUCGAUACAAUUGUUGCCUUUCAUUGAUCCUGAACAUAAUAUUCACAAUGAAAAAAUAUCUCAGAUGGUUCAUAACCUUGCAUUGCAAGGAGAUCAAUUUUGCUCCAAGAUCAGAUAUUUCUUGGAUGUGGUAAUUGCUGUGCAACAGAAAUCCAUUAAAGAAGUGUUCAAAACUUUUCACAGUCACAUGCUGCUGGAGGAACCUCAGACCCAUCUGACCAUGAUUGAAAUACUUUUUAAUGUGAAUGGGCUGAAUGCAGAAAAAUACCGCCAGGGAUGUAUUAAAUGGCUGAAGGACACUGGAAACCUGAACUCCUACAUUGCAGGUGCAGUCAGUCGUUUCCCAAACAUUCCCCAGGAUUAUGUCAUUCAGGCAAUUUCCAGUUUACAUACAGUUUUCUGCACAGUGGAAGACAUACCAAAUGAGCAGGCUUUGGCUAUAAUCCCCCAUCUACUGAAACAGCUUGGCUCAAAAAAGAGACAUGAUACAUGUCAACUUGCUCUGCAAACACUAUAUGUGAUAACACAGAAGACAAAAGACACAAAUGGCUGGGAUCCCAACUUUGUUGAUCAGUUCUGCCAAACAGUUGCUCCUUUUAUAAAGGACCAGCACUCCUCUGACACCAGAGUCUUCACAUACGGCGUAUUUGCAAACUUACUGUCAGUUAAACAUGUGGCCAACAUCUUUCCAUCAGUGGGGAUAACUUCAGUACCUGAGGACAUACUGACAUCUGCAGACAUGAAAAUGAAUGACAAGCUGAAAGAGGUGCUCAGACGACUGAAAGAUCAUUUCAGCAAAGCAAACUCAGAAUGUGAAGACUCUAAAGCAUCACCUGGAUCCAAGAGAAAGAAGAAAAAGAAGAAGAAAAACAAGGAAAACUCAGAAAAGCAAGAAAAACAAAUCGAUGAAGUUUGCAAUGGCACAAUUGAUCUUACAGCAGCUCCUAUCAUGGAGUCAACUUUGAAUAUGCAGCCAUUCCACAUCAACACCACCAUGUCAUCAGUAAAACACAAAUGGGAAGAAAUCAGCAAGAGAGAAGGAAGGUGGAGAGAACAAUUAGAAAAACUUCUGAGCACUGAUGACAGUAAAGUCACCAGAGCUGGGAGCAUGAGUUAUGUGAACGAUGCAGAGUUCCGCAUAGCGAAGGGAAGUGAUGGCACUGAAGUUUUCUUGGGGCUGAGAGAUGACGGCACUGAAGUUGCUAUUAAGAGAAUGUCCAAAUGCAACUAUCAGGAGCUGAAGAAUGAGGAAGGAUUCCUGCGACUUCCAGAGCUGGAUCAUCCAUCUAUUGUACGAUACAUUGACUUUGCAGAGGAUGAGAACUUUGGAUAUCUUGGUCUUCAACUGUGUGAAUACACCCUGGAAGAAUACAUUAAGAAAAAAGAUGGUGGUCUGCUGAUAAAGAAACUUAUUUAUGAGGUACUUGAGAGUUUAAAGGUGCUUCAUUGUCAAAGUCCUCCAAUUCUCCACCGGGAUCUCAAACCACAGAAUGUUUUGAUCGAUGUUAACAGGAGGGCAAGAUUAGCUGAUUUUGGCAUAAGCAGACGGUUACCCAUGGGACAAACAACUCUACGCACAGGCAGUGCAGGAACAAAAUGCUGGAUGGCCAAGGAGACUUUAGAAGGAAGACCUGACACACCAUACAAGUGGAGCACUGACAUACAGGUGGCAGGGAUGCUGGUUUAUUAUAUCCUCUCUAGAGGACACCAUCCUUUUGGUGACAUACCCUUUGAAUGUGAGUACAACAUUCAUAAAGGGAGCUACACUUUAAACCAUGUGCAAGAUGUGGUGGCAAAGGAUCUCAUCGAGUGGAUGAUCAACAAAGAACCAAAGAGCAGACCUAAGGUGGAAGAAUGCUUGAGUCACCCCUUCUUCUGGACCGAUGACAGGAAAGUUGAAUACUUGAUAAAGAUUGGAAACAGGAAGGAGGCUGAAAACUGUCGAAAUGCUGACCAGGAACUGAUCUCUUCACUGGAAAAAUGUGCUGAGGAUAGAUCCUUCCAACAGUGGAGAGAUAAGUUUCCACCAGAGUUGCUCCAGAAGAUGGAUGGCAAGAAGAAACCCUAUCCUGCAAACACAUUUGGGUUACUGCGCUUCAUACGAAACCUCCAUGAGCACUAUGAGGAAGAUGCAGCCCAAGUUGAUUUGAUGAAGAUGUUUCCUGAUCUCUUUGGAUGUGUUUACAAGUUUGCCAAGACCCGAGGAUGGAAUUCAGAGACACCUUUAAAGCAACUGUUUCAAAGAGAAGACAUCACCACCAGCUUCACAAAGCUGUCCAUAAGUCCUGAGGAGAAUCUGACUGUCCCAGUUCAAGAGUCUCAAUCCAGUGACCUGAAAGUUGAAAAGGACACAAGUUGAAAUCAAAAAAGAUCAAGGACUUCAAAAUGACUUUAGAGUCUUAUUAACAGUCAAAAGUUUGUAUUAACAACAAGCAGUUCUGAUGUCAUAUGGUCCUUUCUGACAGUUAUAGUGUAUCGCCCAUAUGUCAAGGUUUUAACAGCACAGGGCAACAAGACUGCACAAAAAACCAAGUGCCAUGGGUCUUUUUCACACCUGACAUUAUCAGACUCAUAAAAGGAAAAGCACAGUUGUAACAAAUAACAUUAACAAAGGCUGCCCUCUAUUGAAGUGUCCCAGUAAGCCAUGACAAUGUGACCAACACCAGGGGGGUAUUCCAGAAAGCGGGUUUAGUGAAAACUCUGAGUAUGUUAACCCUGAAAUGAGGGAAACUCUGGGUUUUCAGUUCCAGAAAGAGAGGUAAAUCAAACUCUGAGUCAAUCACCAUGGCAGUUGACUCUGUGAACAUAACCUGCUUGACGGCAGGUUUUCAUUAAGAAACCCUGAGUUUUUCUCUGUCUCCUCCCUCUUACACGCUGUUUCAUUUCCUCAUUCAUUCAGUCCGUGUCAAAGCUUGUAUCGAAGUGCAUUAAUUAGCGGAGAUUUACCGUCGGUCACAGUCUAAAUCCUGUUGGGUAUUAGUUUGUUACUCAGGACUGUCUUAAGUUACUGAAUUUAUGCACAUCAAUCAUUUCUUUUUCGCUUUUUGUCUUUACAUUCAAAUAUUACACAACGAGAAUUCACCCUCAGCUCAGAAUCAAACCUCUGUCCUUUUAUAUUUAUUAUUUUUUAUAACACUGUGCACAAGGAUCAGACUGUCAGUCUGUUAGAGCAGCUCCCAAAUGUUUAUUGCACAUAAUGUGUAGGUCUAAUUAUUUAAAUUUUAAAAAUUGGUAUGAAGCUUUAGACCAUAGCUUUAGACACGUAGUAUCAAUGACUAAUGAUCUCUAUCACUGAUGUCAUUGGUCGCACUGAUGGAACAUAAUUCCUAUAGCCUAAUAUUGGGGAUUAUAUGUUAAUAUUUCUGAGUGAGCAAUGAUGCAGCAUUUCAGCGUCUUUAAAUUUACUACAUUUGUGGCUGAAAUAAAGUCACUGAAUGCUGUUGAGUCAAGAUACAAAUAGAUGUGCAACAUUUUAAAAUCUGUAUUUUAACCUCAACGUCUUUUCAAGUGCAAAUCACCAAACAUAUUUUUACUGGGUCAGACUGUGAGUUUACAGUCAUGUCUUUAUGUCUUUGAUCUAUAGCCUAGCCUAUAUGUUUUAAAUCUUCCUAUUUUUCAGUUGCUGCCUCCUGUGUGUUUCCCCAUCAGGUUAAAUCUGUACAAAUAUAUUAAUAUAUAUGAUUAAUAUAAUGUAGCCUAAUGUAUCUACAGCCUGAUACACAGUCAGAUUCCACCACUUUAUCUUCAUUAAGGAAAUGUAAGUCUAAUAAUUGAUGAAUAAACGGACAACACCGAAUAAAACUUUUUUUUAAUUAACUUUAUGGUUAACUUAUUUACACUUCGCUCUGACUCAGGCUCUUGUUUUAAAGAUAAACGUGCACCGUCUGCGACACAUGCAUUAAUAUCUCUACAUCCACUGGAUUAAAAUGGAGGCGCUGUCUUUUAUUUACCUGUUGCCAUGAUGAAUCAUGGAGUUGGAGCUCCACUGAUGAUGGCUUUUUAUUGUCGGCUUAACUGAACAUACUCAGAGUUGACUGAACUAACUCAAAUCAGCUGUUCUGGAACCGGUUAUAAGAUACUGUGCAGUCGUUUAGUUUUAAGGGACUUUCUUUUUACUUUUUACUUAUUUUGAGGAAUUGUUCUUGACCAUUAAUAUUAUUAUUGUUACUAUUGUUAUGUUUGACUUUUUUUGUUUAUAUUUUACUGCUGAUAUAUUUUUGCUGAUAUAUGUGUACAACAUUCAUAAAGGGAACUAUAGUUUGGAUCAUGAUCAUGUUCUGCAACACUGACAGGGAACAUUAGAAUAAUUUGUUAUCAAGGCCAAUAAAUUGUAAUUCAAACAAUUUGCUAUUAUUUCUAUGUUUUGUAGUUAGCAUAGGCCUCAUACGCUGGUGUGAGAGGCUGUUAUUUUUGGCACGGUUUCUUCUAAAUGCUAACACAAGCAUGCUAACAUGCUGAUGCUUCCACACUGACCCACAUCACACCUAUAUUCAUGCCAACAUCAGUUACUGCAAAUGUCUGCUCCUUCAAUUUUUC